UUAUUUCACACAAAUUGCGAUAGUUUUUUUUUGCUACGAUAUAUAUUAAGGCAAUAAAUAUUUUUGUUACUUUCUUCUCGUCGUUUUUAUAACGGGCCUCUAAAUUUAAAUACACUUAAUUAAGAUGUCAAUCUAACAAAUCGAUUCAGACUUGUACGUAUGUAUAAAGACAACUUUGUAACAGCAUCAAAACAAAUUUAGUUCAAUCCGUCCCUAGAACGUAAACUAAUUCAUAGCGAUCGGCAUAAAACUGCCUUUGACUACAUGAGGAUUUGUCACAUAUAUCGUAUUUUCUUUAACUAACAAUGUAAUCGAUGACUUAAAUAAUUACGAACAAAAUCUGAUUCUUUAUAUGUUCAAUCAAUUUAAUAAUUUGUAGAUUAUUCAAUAGCACCCUUUUACAAAACAAAAUUAUUCUCAAAUUUAUAAUGACACUUAUUAUCAAUGCCGAUAUGUUUAGAAAAUUAAGUCAUGUCCUUUAUCAAGUAGACUUCUCUAGGCAAAUGGUCUUGGGUUUAAAUGUUCGCAAAUUAAGGAAUACUAAGUCCCAUACAUGAUGUAAUUUACUUUCUCGUCAUCAUAUUCAAUCGAUCACGUCUACUUGAUAUAAGUUAUUCUAAAUUCAUACAUAGUUAAACAAGUUAUGAACUGCUAGAUGUAAAUCGCUUUUUUAUUUCUCAUGUAAGUGUCUAAUGUAUUCAUUUUUAAUUUCUUCAACGGUAUGAUUUUCGAAAUCAACGUUUUAAGCAAAAUUCGUGUACAUAUUAUUUUUUUAUUUGUGAUAGAUUUUAGUUCAAUAUAAUAUAAUCCAAAUAUACUAACGCCAACUAAAAGUUUGGUACAUAAAGUCAUAAUGUUAUCACUACUAUUGUAAGUUGUGAAUUAAAACUAAUUUAUAAUAAUUAAAUGUGUUUGGAAUUUUACAUCAUGCCUUUUCUGUCAACCGCUUGACAAAGAUUUCUAAUACCUUCCAUAGUAAAUGCGCUCCCGAGCAACGUAUAACAUGACCUUUACAUUCCAAAAAAAGCCUCGAAAUGAGAACACACAUGUCUCAUUAAAGAGAAAAUAAUAUUAGGCUAUGUUUUUUUAUUGACUAAAUAGUGACCGUGGUGAUUGCAGAUCGUGCCAUGCUUUUUGAGGAUAAAGGAGAGAAUGUACAGGAAAGGGAAUUAACCUUUAUUUUAUAUGAUAGCAUGACAAUAUUGCCAGCGAAAAUAGCUAAUUUACACCGUCUGCAGUCAGCAUGCGGUUAACGCACAAUGUUUGCUACCUUUAUAAGAGUUUUUUAACAUAUUUGUUUAAAAGUUUUUGUACCUCCUACGCAGUAGUUGAUCAAUAAAAUCAAUUGACAACAAUCCGCGUUGUGCCUGUGCCUUUAUGUCAAAAGAAUAUCAAAUAUUAAAAACAUGCGCACCAGGAGAUUAGAAAAAUCGAUGAAAUAAAACAUGCGCAAUGUCGAAUACUUCGACCUUACCGUACGCUUUGAAGCGCCUGGAUGUUUUUAUAUCAUUCAACUAUGCUCUAAAUUACUCCGUCAUAUAAAAAUAACAAAAAUGUUCGGUAACCCAAAGGAAUGUAAAUUUUUAAAUAAAAUGAUAAGACGUGUGAACAAUUUUGUGUUCUUUUUCAAUUUACGUCAAGGCACAAUUCUUAUAGCCGUCCAUCAAAUUGCGCUGUCUUCAUUUUUUUUGAUAAUACUGUUGGUUGGUAUUUCCCAUGCUGGCGAAAUGCUUACAUUACUUCACAAUGACAUGGAAGACGAUGCUGAGAGGCGAGGGUUUUAUGAAGUAGCUUAUGGCAACCAGUUAAGAUUUCACGAAGGCGAUGUUAUUAGUACUAAUAAUCAACGAAGAUUUGCUAAAGCCCAAGAUCUAGCAUCCGUAACGGUGAAAAUCCUCUACACCAGCACUAUUAUGACUUCGAUAUAUUUGCUGUGUUCCAUUAUGCUGCUCCACGGGGCCGUCAACUACAAGAAAGAGUACAUAUUACCCUGGACUUUAGUAGCGUUAAUUAAUCUGUUACUAUUGAUAUUUGCCAUCAGUAUCGGAGAGGGGCAUCCGUCCGUCAUCGAUCUUUUCAAUGGUCACACGAUGUACCACUUCACGAGUUCGCUAUUGCUGGCAUCAUUCAUGUACGCAAUAGCUACUGUGAUCAGUUUCUCCUAUGAAAUAUCGUCGAUGCAAUGCGCGCAGCAGUUCGCCGACGAGCGCGGCGAGCGGCUCCUGCUGCUCGACCACGCCGCGCACUCCAGUCUGCUCUCCGCCGCACAACUCAACAAGCUCUCAAACGGCACGCGCACGCACUUCGUAUAAAACCACACCACGGAUAUAUCAACCGAUUCUGCGAAGCGUUAGUCUCUUCAAAGAUAUAACUCUUUCUAUAGAAUGAGCUGAUGUAACGUCCCUAACAAGUUCAGUGCCAUCGGCUCGCCAGGCGAGUUCCCAACGAAAUAAUUCGUAAUGACACUGAACUUGUCCAAAUGUAUAAAAUAUUUUAAAGCUAUGAGCACAUCUGGUGCAUCAAUGUCGUAGAAAAAUAUUUUCAUAAAUCCUUCAGUUGAUGCAGCAAUUGCAUUUACAUUGUGAAAAUGUUACAACUUUUUCUAUAAUGUGACGCACUUUUUAAUGUUUUAUAGUUUUAGCGUUUAGUUAUAUGUGACAGACAGUAUAUAAUUAGCUGUAUAUAUGUAAUUAUUUAUGGCAAUGUAUAUAUAU
Messenger RNA from Papilio xuthus (Asian swallowtail), 2714 nucleotides. RefSeq lists its product as uncharacterized. NCBI's taxonomy places the organism in Eukaryota, Metazoa, Arthropoda, Insecta, Lepidoptera, Papilionidae. The transcript has 4 exons. The coding region runs from base 1446 to 2312 and encodes 288 amino acids. The record is from RefSeq and is a predicted model, not a curated record.